AUGGCCAGUGCAUCGAACGAGAUGGCAUCCGUGUCGACAAAUCUGCCUGCAAUGGGCUCUUCGAUAUUCAGCAGCCAACCGCCAUCGUCAACUCCCUCAGCCAUCCUUGCCGUGCCUGAUGCUCAGUUGCCAUCGUACAUAACGCCGUUCCGAGAAACCCUGGAUCCCGGGAUCCUGUCUUUUUUGCACUGGAGAGGAGCGCUUUCUGUCCCUCAAGGAGCAUUUAGGGAGAGUCUGCUCCGAGCUUAUAUUUGUUAUGUCCACCCUUCCCUACCACUAUUGGAUCUUGGAGAGUUCCUAUCUGCAAUUGAGGACGACGGUAAGUCAAGGACAGUGAGCUUGACGCUAUUUCAAGCAGUCAUGUUCGCUGGGUCAACUUUUGUUGAUAUCGAUGUUCUUGAAAGAGAAGGAUUCAAGUCGCAUGAACAGGCCCGAAGAAUGUUCUACAGUAAAGUAAGGACACUGUACGACGCAGAUCUUGAGACUGAUUCUUUGACGCUGAUUCAAAUACUCGUUCUCAUGACAUACUGGUACGACAAGAUAGAGGAUCCAAAGCGGCGCUCGCAUUGGAUGAGAAUCGCCUUAUCGUUUGUCACAGACCUUGGUCUCAUUCACCAUUCCAGUCUCAUAGCCCUUCCAGCCGCUCAGCAACAACUGAGGCGUCGUAUAUGGUGGUGCUGUUUGAUGAGAGACCAAUUGAUAUCUUUCAGUGAACGACAACCACCUAGUACUCCGUGGAAUGAGAGCGAUUUCCCAGUACUUUUGAUUGACGAUCUUGAUGUUGAAGGUCUUUCAAAGGCACUUGACCGGCUCCAAGUCCUAGACUGCAAACGACAGUCCCAGAUUCUUAUGCAAUUCUGUUUCCAGAAAAUCAAACUUUCUAUCCUCAUUGCACGAAUUCUGCACACCCAGUACGAAUGGACUAGCCAUCGAAGCAUAGCGUCUUUGAGGUCAAAACUAUUCCUCCUGCCCAAAUCUUCAAGCUCUGCUAGUGCCGAGUAUAUGUCUAGAGACCAAGAGCUACGCGAAUGGGGUGAUGAUACAUGCACGGCUUUACACCAGUCAGUCGACAUAGAUCCAUCGCGGAACAGUACACUUGUCGCCGUUCAUAGUGCGGUGUUAGAGAUGGUUUAUUCUAAUGUGCUUGGGUUGGUGCAUCGCCCACAGACUUUGAGCGUCCACCCAGAGGAUUCGGCCGCAAAGGCACUUCAGACAUUCUCCCAUCAAACACUCCGGAGAGCUGCAAUGCGCAUCUCGGAAAUCGCCGAGUAUCUAAACAGCGCUGACCUGUUACGAUUUCUGCCACCAAUUGGGUUGACCGCUCUCCUGUUUGCAGGACUGCAGCUUGUCAAAGACUCACGGUCGGCAUCAUUAUCGUCUGUACAUGGGACCACAAAUCAAAAUAUUGAACAGAUUAUGCAGGCAAUGAUUCGGCUCAAAGAAAUGUAUCCCCAAGCUCAUUAUGCUGUCUCGGUCUUGGAGCUAGUACGGAACAAAAAUCUUGAUCUAGAAGGAGACGAAUCUCUUGCUAUCGCCUCUGAACAAGUGAACGCCAACAACGCCCAAACAGAGCCAGAACAAAUUGCAGCUCCUGAGCAACUUAAUUCAUCCGAAAAACCUGCCGUUAUCACGGGCUCGAGUUGGGGCGGAAUCGACUAUUCGCGGGCUAAAGGGGUUGAUUUUGAAUCACUCUUAAAUCUCGAUGAUGUUUCGGACAUUUUCGUAUCUGGGGGCUUUGGCAUAGCCGACUUUGAACAAGUGGAUUGGAGUGAGAUCUUCCAAGAGCGAAAUUGGGACGCUUAA
Exophiala bonariae is the source of this 1803-nucleotide messenger RNA. RefSeq lists its product as uncharacterized. The record is from RefSeq and is a predicted model, not a curated record. Gene Ontology annotation, molecular function: zinc ion binding; DNA binding. Gene Ontology annotation, biological process: DNA-templated transcription. The coding region runs from base 1 to 1803 and encodes 600 amino acids. The transcript has 2 exons. Lineage: Eukaryota; Fungi; Ascomycota; Eurotiomycetes; Chaetothyriales; Herpotrichiellaceae.